UCAAUUCUUGCAUCUGUCAAAUUGUAUAUUCUAUAUUGUAAAUGAAUGCAAAAAAAAAGUUGAUUUUUUUGACAUCUCCAACAAAACAUUCUACUUUAGUGCAAUAAAUUGAAAUGAAGUAACGGACAUAAAUUAUUAAAAAUGUAAAUUAACAGCUCAAUACUCAUUGAUUAACUGGGAACGCAAUAAAAUAGUAAACAUUUCUUUAAAAUCAAUACAGAAAAAAAUAAUAAUAUACUUCAUCAUGGCAAAUCGUGAGACUUUUAUUAAUUCAAAAACUUCCGAAGAUCAUAGCGUUGAGACAUUGGCUGAGGUGUUUCGAUGUUUUAUUUGCAUGGAAAAACUUCGAGAUGCGCAUCUCUGUCCACAUUGCAGCAAAUUGUGCUGCUACACCUGCAUUCGUCGAUGGCUUACUGAACAACGUUCCCAAUGUCCUCAUUGUCGAGCGUCCCUUCAUCUUCAUGAACUUGUAAAUUGUCGAUGGGUUGAAGAAGUUACACAACAACUGGAUACACUACAAUCAGUUGGAAUUUCCAAUUCUCGACCAGAUGACUGCCUCAGAGACAAAUGUACCGUACAUCAAGAGAAACUAUCCGUCUUUUGUUGGACCUGUCGACGUUGUAUUUGCCAUCAAUGUGCUUUAUGGGGUGGCACUCAUUCUGGUCAUACAUUCAAACCUCUGGAAGAAGUUUACGAGGAUCAUGUCACGCAGAUAAAAACCGAAGUUGGACAAUUAAAACGAAGACUUAUGGAACUUAUAAGUCUCGUUCAAGAAGUGGAGCGAAAUGUGGAAUCCGUAAGAGCGGCAAAAGACGAGAGAGUUCGUGAAAUUCGAAAUGCCGUGGAACUGAUGAUAGCGAGAUUGGACUCACAAUUGAAAGCAAAAUUAUUAACUCUAAUGGCGCAGAAGAAUUCCCUGACUCUUGAGACUGAACAACUAGAGGCAUUAUUGCAGGAAGUUGAGCAUCAAUUGCACACGUGUACACGUUCCGAGCUCAUAAUCAAAAGUUCUGAUCUCUCUGCUAUGAUUAAUCAGGUCCGAAAGAAGCCAAUGACAAGUUUUGUUACCGCUCCAGUUCCCGCUGAUUUUCACAGUGAAAUAGUACCUGGUUAUGAUAGUGCAACUUUCGCGAUGCAAAAUUUCACUCAAUUGCAAUUGAAAGCGGAUCCAGUUUAUUCGGCGCCUUUACAUAUUAACGGUUUGUGUUGGAGACUCAAAGUUUAUCCCGAUGGCAAUGGAGUUGUGCGGGGAAAUUAUUUGUCCGUUUUCUUAGAAUUAAGCGCUGGACUGCCGGAAACUUCUAAGUACGAGUAUAGAGUUGAAAUGAUUCAUCAGGGUUCACAAGACACCAGUAAAAAUAUUGUACGUGAAUUUGCAUCUGACUUUGAAAUUGGCGAAUGCUGGGGCUACAAUCGUUUCUUUCGAUUGAAUUUGCUCGCGACUGAGGGUUAUUUAAAUACUGAAUUGGAUACUCUUAUUCUUAGGUUCCAAGUACGUCCACCGACAUUUUAUCAGCGUUGUAGAGAUCAACAGUGGUAUAUUAGUCAAUUGGUUACUCUUCAAAAUCAGUACGCUACACAAAUUAAUGAACUCAAGGAGCGACUGGCGAUUGAAAUUUCAAGAAAUACGGUAACCGCAACAAGAGCCUCGAUUGGAUCUGCACUUGGCAGUCCUUCCUCGGGAGGAAACGUGAUUUCCUUAACACAACAAACUGGUUCAGGAGAUUUGACUUUUGCUUCCGGUCUCAUGAGGAAUGUGGAUUUUUUAACACCCUCUAGAUCAAUGCAAAAUAUUUUAGGAAACGUAAAUCCUUCCGGUGUUCUUAUAGAAAAUCAAAUACUCUCGUUAUGCGAACCCAGUAAUCUUAAUAUUCAUCCAAUCGGCUCAGCGACGACAUUAUCUUCCGCUUCCUCAAAGACAAGUGCAAAACAAUCAAUUAAUUGUUCUGACGCCUCUCCAUCGGUUGCUGGAAAAAAUAACGAUAGAUCUGCUGGUGAUUCUCAAGCCGCUGGAAUGAGAACUCCCUCACCUUCGCAUUCACCCUCGAUUCAUAAUCAAAACAAUGCCUCUUCGAGUAGUAGCAGCAGUGAAUAUGAGGAAAUUAGCGAACACGAUAUUUAUUUAGAUGAAUGUGACAAUAAUGAGCCGAAUCUCACUCUUCUUGAUGAUAAUUCCAACGAUGAAAAUGACGUUGACGACGAAACAAUGUCAGGUGAAAAUGACGUUGAAGAUGUAGAAACUUUAAUUCCCUGGAUGCUCAAAAAGAAAGGAAAAUACCCAGGAAAUGUUAAAAUUUCUGGAGAAAAUUGCAGAUCACAGGACAAUGACAGUGAGAAGCAAAAAUUGAUGUUCAUGCAAUUAUUCAGAAUGCGGAAUAGAAAUUGUCCUUAUUUAAAUCGUGUUAUGGAGCAGGAGAAAUAUUUUUCGAAAAUUGUUAAAGUUGAAAACAAAUGGCAAAGUCAAGCGGAACUUGAUUCAACGCCAGGAAAACAGAAUCAAAUUUCUUUUGCGCCUCUUUGUAAUAUGAUGAGAUCGAGUCGUUUGGCCAAUAUUUGCCAAUCAGAGAACGCUGGAAUUCUUCUACCUUGUCAGCAGACUAAAUCCGAACCAGUCACAAGGUCCAAUUCGAUCGAUUGCGAUAAAGGUUUUCCAGAUUUACUUCUCAGGACGGAAUCGAGAAAAAGUGAUCGUGACGCUACAGAGUUGCUCGAUCUCACUGUUCCUAGCGUAAUUUUAACUGAUAAGGAAAGUCCCAUGCACUCGACUGCAAGACGUAUGUCUUCUCCGAUAACAGCGACAAAUUUAAGUUUAGAUCCUGAAAUUAGUGAAAUUUUCGAGUUUAAACAAUUACUGGAUACAAUACAAUUUUCGUCAUUGCCGCAAAAAGACACAAAACCCGGAGUCACCAAAAAAAAAAAAAAUUGCAUGCAAAAGAAGCCGAUUUUCUUGCCAAAUUUUGAGGAACAAUCUGCAUGUAGAUCUGAUAAUAUUGAAUGUAUUCCACAUUCGAGUAAUUUUAGUUGGGUACCACCUUUAUUUCAACACCCGCACGUUUCAGAAUCACCUCAAAGUUCUUCCAGUCACGCAUCUAAUAUUACAAGUCCCUCUAAAACACUUAAGGACUUGAACUCUCCAUGAUACUCCAAGUAUUUAUUAUAAGAUCUCAAAAAAAAUUCGCAUUUGUAAAUAUUUUAAGGAUCUAAGAUCUGUUUGUAAACCAAUUUCUAAAAUUUUUUAAAUAUUUAAUAUUUACUCUAUUUCUCUAAAU
Molecule: messenger RNA, 3269 nt
Organism: Leptopilina heterotoma
Lineage: Eukaryota; Metazoa; Arthropoda; Insecta; Hymenoptera; Figitidae
Product: E3 ubiquitin-protein ligase TRIM37-like
Exons: 16
Coding region: 245-3139 (964 amino acids)
Biological process (GO): negative regulation of centriole replication; protein autoubiquitination
Cellular component (GO): peroxisome; aggresome
Molecular function (GO): ubiquitin protein ligase binding; ubiquitin protein ligase activity; zinc ion binding
Source: RefSeq, a predicted model, not a curated record